UUAUUCUUCUACAAGUACUUACCGCAAGUACAACAAAAUAUUUGGGGUUUGAGAGAUGGCUUCAAAAAAACCUGCACUUGCUCUCUUCCUGGCUGUCAACCUCCUUUUCUUUGCCCUUGUCAAUGCCAACAACCCUAGCCCUGCCCCUAAUAGAGUUGCCUGCCCUAGGGAUGCCCUGAAAUUAGGGGUUUGCGCUAACGUGCUCAGUGGGUUGGUUAACGUUAAUGUUGGUCAAGUUCCAGUGAGACCUUGCUGCACUAUCCUCCUUGGCCUUGUAGGCCUCGAGGCUGCUGUGUGCCUUUGCACUUCCAUUAACGCCAGAAUUUUGGGCAUCAACCUCAACAUUCCCGUUGCUCUCAGCUUGCUUCUUAGUGCUUGUGGAGAUAAGCUUCCAGAUGGGUUCCAAUGUUCCUCAUAAAACUACGUACAAAUAUCGUUCCUUUCUUUGAUCUCAUGCGGUUUUUCUUGUUAUGCAUCAUGCAUGCAUGCAUGCAUGCAUGCAAGUGUCAAAUAAUAGUUGUGUGUAAUGCGAGGAUAAAAGUGGAAUUUUAUCCGCGCGUCAUUUGCAUGGUGAUUAAUUAGUAAAUAAGGUUAAGGUCCCUCUAAUAUUUACUCAUAAAAUUGUGAAACCUAUCAUUAUGGGAAUAAAAUAUUAUCACAAGAUUAA
Prunus dulcis (almond) is the source of this 667-nucleotide messenger RNA. Its product is annotated as 14 kDa proline-rich protein DC2.15-like. The coding region runs from base 56 to 418 and encodes 120 amino acids. The transcript has a single exon. The record is from RefSeq and is a predicted model, not a curated record. NCBI's taxonomy places the organism in Eukaryota, Viridiplantae, Streptophyta, Magnoliopsida, Rosales, Rosaceae.